Messenger RNA from Homarus americanus (American lobster), 1148 nucleotides. RefSeq lists its product as uncharacterized. Bases 299 to 1024 code for a protein of 241 amino acids. NCBI's taxonomy places the organism in Eukaryota, Metazoa, Arthropoda, Malacostraca, Decapoda, Nephropidae. The transcript is spliced from 3 exons. The record is from RefSeq and is a predicted model, not a curated record.
CAUUGAGUGAGUGACCAAUGAACGUGCAGGAGUCAUACCAUGGUGCGGCCUUCAGCUGUGUCGUGUGUGUGUGUUGAUAUAAGAGUGUGGCGCGGGAACUAUUGGUUACACUUUACCUCAAGUCACUUAUAUUUUAGUGGAUCAGCGGCCAUGAGUAGAUAUUAUAGACCCAAGUAAGAUGAAGGUGGCGGAGUUAGAGGCUGAACUACAGGAACGAGGUCUUGACUUGACUUGACUCAUUGCCGUUCACACCGACUGAGUCAAUGAGGACCCAGUACCCAGACUGAUUUCGAGGAGGAUGCGGGCAUAUUCUCUCCCUGAAUUAGCUGUUUUAUUGUGUAUUCGGCGUCGUAAAAGCAAGAGGAGGACCCGAAUAUGGAUGCAUGAACUCAUCCCCAAAAGACCCAAUAUGGAUGUGAAAAUUGAACAAGACGUUGGAUUAGACAUGGAAAUAAAUGAAACGAUUUACAUCAAAGAAGAAAUUGAAACUAAAGAGGAACCCUUGCUGGAUGGGAUUCCAAGUGAUUUUGAGGCCAAAAAGACAUUGAGCCAACAAGACACACCAGCUGAUGACACCAACGUGCAGUCACUGCUGCAUUACGAUGGAGAAGACAAUAAUGAUACCACCCAGAUAAUCAAGUCACCACCAGCUACACAGGCAAAGAAAGAGCCUAAACGAAAGAAGGCUGAAUCAGAAGAGGACCCACGAAUAGAGGAAGCUCUUAACAUCUUAAAAGGUGCUGCUGCAAGUGCUUCUUCGCAACAAGAUGAGUGUGGCGUCUAUGGGCAACACGUGGCCAACAAAUUAAGAAACUAUAGUAAGAGAACGAGAGCCAUAGUCCAACACCACAUGAAUAACACACUAUUUAAUGCUGAUAUGGGACAAUUUGACAUGGAAACCAGACCUUUUUCCGCAUGUCCCACCACAGCCUCCAACAUUCCUACACUAGGUUCAUACCAUUCCAUACCUACUCCUGAAUCACACUCGGUUCACUCUUCUCCUGCACCCACUCCUCCCCCCUAAACUCAAUUUCAAUCCCAGGCAGAGUCCCAGUCACAAUGACUUGUAUUGGCAUGAAUGAGUUAAUAAGAGUUCCUUUGUAUUCCUAAUAUAUAACAUUGAAUAAAGACAUGUGAACAUUAGAUAA